AUGGUCUCCUUCGAUGAUGCUGCUCCGCGCGAGCGCUUCAUCCUCUACCCUCGCCCCAUUCCCGCGAAUGAGGGUAUCCCUUAUGUGCCCAAGAAGAAGAAACCUCUUCCAGCCUUGAGAGGAUGGUUUCUUGUCGCCUCUGUCUUUCUGCUGGAGACGUUCGCUUUCAUCAGGCGCAUCGUGUGGGCCGGCGCUGGCUUCAGCUCGCUCCGGAGGAUCCAGAAGCUGAUUGAAGACAAUGAACCACGCCAUGAUCCCACCGUCAUCCCGCUGGCUAGACUGGACAAGGCCCAUGAUUCUGAGUCUGAGACUACCGAGCAAACGGAUGAGAUUCAUAAAGUUUCAUCGCCUCCGCCUGCACCUCAUCAGAGAUAUAGCGUUGGCGACUAUCGCGCCCUGUACCUCGCAGGGGAAAUCACGCCACUUGAUGUUGUUCAUUCCAUUCUGCCCUUCAUCCGGAGGGACACGCUGCCGCCAGGUGAGCAUUCCGUGGCCUGGUUUGACGUCAAUGUCGACCUCGCUGUCAAGGCGGCUGAGGAAUCUACCCUGAGAUACAAGGAGCAUCGUUCGCUUGGGCCGCUGGAUGGCGUCCCCACGGCUAUCAAGGACGAGUUCGAUCUCGAGGGCUACAAGACCACUCUGGGCUCGCUGAAUGAUUACACUGGUCGUAUUAUGAACGACGAGGGUAAAAUCGACUCGUGGUGUGUGAGAAAGCUCGCCGAAGCAGGCGCCGUUAUUCUCGGGAAACUCUCGAUGCAUGAAUUUGGAAUGGACACAUCUGGAAACAACCCAUUUUACGGAACACCGCGCAAUCCUUAUAACCGUGAUUAUUACCCUGGUGGGAGUUCUUCAGGCUGCGCGUACGCCGUCUCUGUUGGUUUGAUACCUAUGACUCUGGGUAGCGACGGUGGCGGUAGUAUCCGUAUCCCCUCAUCUUUCUGCUCCGUUGUCGGUCUAAAACCGUCUCACGGCCGACUCUCGUGCUACCCGGGCCAGAACCACGCGAAUACAUGUGCUACGAACGGCCCAAUCGCCAGCGAUAUCCGUUCUCUUGCUGAAGUCUACUCCGUGCUGAGCCAGCCUCACCCAAGCACUGAUUUCCACCCUGAAUCUGAGGGCACUGGAAAGCUGAUCAUCGACCCCAAGCGACCCAAGGUGAUUGGCAUCCCCGAAGUUUGGUUCCAGAAAGCCUCUCCUUCUGUCCAGAAACUGUGUCGAAACACGGUAGACUGGCUUGUGCAGAAUAAGGGAUACUCCGUUGUGUCCAUUGAUAUCCCAUUUCUCCGUGAAGGCCAAAUGGCACAUGCGAUGACGAUUCUGACCGAUGGCGCGACACUGCUUCCUGAUCCACGGGGUCUUUCCGCGGCCAACCGCACCCUGCUCGCCCUGGGCAAGGUUACUCCUUCGACCGACUACCUCCUCGCUCAAAAGCUCCGCCGAACUCUCAUGCAGCAUCUGUCCUGGAUUUGGAAGACGUAUCCUGGCAUGGUCAUUGUGACCCCCACCACGUCUUGUGCAGGAUGGCCCAUUCGCUCCCCGUCUGAACUUAAGUAUGGCGUCAGCGAUGGAGAUCUCACUCUAUUGACCAUGGAGUACGUGUGGCUCGCCAACUUUUGCGGCGUCCCGAGCAUCAACAUCCCCACCGGCUAUGUCAGGCCAGAGGGUGAUCCCAGCGCAGGCGAGGUCGACAGCGACCUUGACUCUGUGGGGAAAGUACCUGUCGGCCUCAUAGCUACAGGUGACUGGGCGAGCGAGCACGCGCUGCUGCAGUUUGGACUUGACGCUGAAGAGGCAACUAAGCAUACGCAAUGUCGACCUCCGAACUGGGUGGAUGUUAUUGGAUUGGCGAGACAAGCGAAGAGUGCUGGUUUCUGA
This is a messenger RNA of Clonostachys rhizophaga, 1875 nucleotides long. The record is from the annotation of a GenBank genome assembly. NCBI's taxonomy places the organism in Eukaryota, Fungi, Ascomycota, Sordariomycetes, Hypocreales, Bionectriaceae.